Molecule: messenger RNA, 1389 nt
Organism: Oikopleura dioica
Lineage: Eukaryota; Metazoa; Chordata; Appendicularia; Copelata; Oikopleuridae
Source: the annotation of a GenBank genome assembly
AUGAAGCUUUUUGCCAUUCUCGCUGCCUCUGUUUCCGCGAAUUGUGGAGGACAGAUCACAACUGAGCAGCGAAUCUACUCCCCGGGUUGGCCAGGAGACUAUGGAGCAUUUGAAAGUUGCUUAUGGGAAAUCGACCUUGGGGACAUCUACGGCUUCAACCUCAUUCCUCACCAUUUUGAUGUCGAAAGCUUCGGAACCUGCGGCUGGGACUACUUGAUGAUCUCUGCCAACGAUGACGGCGGCAUCUAUUGUGGCUACAACUCGGUUGCUCGAAAACGACGCCAAAUCGAAGAAAUCGCCGGAGUGCAGAAAAAGUCGCCAGCUCCGCGGACCGGCGCGGCAAGUCGAUUCGGAGUUUCCACCGCUGGAAUGCCCACGUACUUCGUCUCAGGAGGCCAAGCGCAGAUCCUGUUUGAGACUGACGAUCUUGACUUCUACAGCGGAUUUGAAAUCGAGAUUCAAAUCGUUGAGCCACCAACAACAACAGCCGCUUUCACAACAACAACAACGUCGACAACAACUGUUGCACCGAUCGACUGUCCAAACAGUGCCUGGGAGCCGAACUCAGCAAACACUGCCUGCUCACCCAUCGAUUUAACCGUUCAGUGCGAUUCAACUGAAAUCACCAUCUCCGCCCACGUCGAUCACCUCUACGCAAAUCUGCCUUCCACCCUCUACGGCGAUGUCCGGCUAAACAUAGGAGACUGCACUGGAAACAAUGCUCCCGACGCGAACGGAUGGAUGACUGAAACUUUCAGCUUGGGAACAUGCGGCGGCGAUGUCACUCAAUCCAGCCAAAUCAACGUUUCCUGGGACGGACGAGGUCCUCCCGAAGUCAUCAUGCAAGACGGUGUCUACGUCUCGUCGAUUCUUGGCUUCAAAGCCGAGUGCAUUUACUCGAGCGAGAUCAGCCUCAUGGCCGAUCCCUUUUCAGUCGAUCAGAUUGAGUCAACAGCUGCACCAGUAACGAACACGAGCAACUUUGAUGAUCACUUCGAGUUGAACAUCUUCAGCGAUAACUUCUUCUCCGUUGAAGCUGCUGGCGUCAAUAUCGGCGAGACACUUUUUGGUUCCGUCACUUCCAACCUCAAUCUUGGUUCCCUAUCUUACGAUUACCAGAUCACAAAAUGCACCGCCUACGACAGCGCCAACAUGGAUGGACUUAGCUACGACAUCCUCGCCGAUCACUGCUCUCCCUCCACCGCCGUCGCUUUUGACGACGCUGAUCUUGAGGGCGGCUCUGGUGAUGACUCAGCAGACUUCUCCUUCACCAGCUUUACGUUCAGCACUGACGAUGAAACUCUCCACAUUGAGUGCGACGUGAAAAUCUGUGUCCGAGGCGCGAACGGCGCUCUUUUGGACUCGUCCUGUCCUACUUCCUGUCUUUAA